CUGAGUAAUCUAAUAAAAUACAACACAACGGAAACUGCGAAGAAAAAUAUGAAUUUCUUCGGAAUUUCCAUUGUAUUGUAUUUUGUUUGAUGUAUGGUGCAAUAGUCUCGUGACACGCAUACUACCUCCUGUCUCGCACGUAACUCUGCGUAGCAGACCAGUGAUACGGUAUAACGACACAUCAUCACAGUAUUUCCUUUCAGAACCAACAAAGAAAUUCUGUAUAACACAAGCUCUUUAAUUAAAAUCUGUCUUUCAAACAAACAUAUCAAAAGCGUAGUUACAAAAGCGAACGUUUUCUCCAGUCUGUUUCGAAGAGAAAUGGCGAGGCGACGUUCAUUCGGCGGAUAUGAAGAAGAAAGAUUUCAAAACGAAGUAGACAGUACAUUACUGUGUCCUAUUUGUAGAAACGUCUUAAAAGACCCAGUCCAAUGCCCAAAUGAGCAUUAUUGCUGCCGCUCGUGUAUUGUAAAGCAUUUGCACGAAAACUCCGAAACGUGUCCGACGUGUCAACAACAUCUGACGGAAGAAACUUUGAGCAAACCACCGAGACUUUUGACGAAUAUGUUGCACAACCUCAAGAUUCGGUGUGAUCACGCCAAGCGCGGUUGUCAAGAAUUGAUGAAGCUUGAAUUUCUUGAUCGCCAUGUCAAGAGCUGUGGCUAUUCACCAACACGUUGUACAAACCCUGGCUGUUCUCAAGUCAUCAACCAACACGAGAAAGAACGACAUGAGAAUGAACUUUGUCAUUUUCGUAUGGUUGUUUGUGACGAUUGUAAGCAACAAGUGUUACGCAAGUCAAGUCGUGUUCAUCCCUGUUUCAUGAGGAAAGAAAUGGACGAUUUAGUCAAAGAUAUGAGGGAAGUGAAGCUGAUUCAAGAGGAGUUUACUCGGAAUCUGAUGGACCAAGUUGCCAGACAAAAUGAUGUCGUUGAUGAUCUAUGCCACAGAAUGAAUAACAUGAAAGCAGAAAUGGAGUGGAAUGCAAAGGAAGCAAGCGAACGAUGUGAUUUGUUCACAGGGAGAUCAAAGAUUUUCGUUUGUGGAGGGGGUGAUGGUAAAUACGCCCUUAAAUCCGUAGAGUCAUUCAGCUGGCCCGAGAAUUCCUGGACAUUGGAACCAGCAAUGAAGAAAGGACGAUCAGGCCCUUCAGCAUUUGUCCACGAGCGGCAAAUAUAUGUCAGUGGCGGAUGGACUGGGGCCGAGUACAUCGACACUAUUGAAAGCUUAAAUGUUGACGAGGAAAACUUAGAAUGGAUUCAGUCUCCUCUCAAGAUGCCAAUUAAGUGUCAAGGACACACAAUGGUUUCUCACGAGAACAGUGCGAUAUUAACUGGUGGACUUGACGGUGACAAUGCUUCAGAUGGGAUUUACGAAAUUAAACUAAAUCCUCCAUACACCUCCAAAUUAUUAACCCAAAUGCCAGAGCCAAGAUAUAAACAUAGUUGUCAUAUUAUUGACAACCAGGUUGUGGUUGUCGGAGGAAGGACAUCAAAAUACCUCGCUGGCGCUAAAAACACUGUGUACGCAUAUGACAUGAACAAUAAUGAAUGUAAAACCUUACCACCACUGCCAUUUCCUAUCACUAAUAUGGCUAGUGUUAGUUAUAAAAGUAAUGUAAUUUUGAUCGGAGGUAUUAAUGAGAAAGGUCAAACAUUAAACAGUGUAGUAAUGUAUGAUGUGAAAACAGGAAAAAUUAAAAUGUUGCCUUGUCUUAAUCAUAAAAGAUCAGGAAGUGCAGCAGUUAUUACUGGCAAUGUUAUCAUUGUUAUGGGCGGUCGUGAUUAUGAAACUGUAGCAUUUCUCAAUUCUGUAGAGUAUUUAGAUUUAAGUAGCAAUAUAUGGAAAGAACUGUCACCAAUGGAAGCUAAGCGACGCAAGGCAACUGCAGUUAUUAAACCAAUUUCAUAGAAUGUAUCAAUUGAACUUUGUGACAAAAAUGUUUAAGCAUACUAACGUAAUCCUACAGAAUAAUAUCAUCAUUUUGUACAGUUUGUGGGAUAUGCUUAAUGAUGUAUAAUCAAUGCAGAUAUAUAAGAUAUAUAAAACAAAGGCUGAUGUUUUUACUAUUUAAUCCAUAAUAAAAUGUGUUGUCCAAACAAUAUCUCACCUUUCCUCAAAC
Molecule: messenger RNA, 2122 nt
Organism: Paramuricea clavata
Lineage: Eukaryota; Metazoa; Cnidaria; Anthozoa; Malacalcyonacea; Plexauridae
Source: the annotation of a GenBank genome assembly